CAGUUACAAAUAAAAAAAGUAUGUAUAAAUGUAUAAUAAUUAUUAUUCUUGUUAUUUUAAAUGUAUUUGCACUAUGCCACUAUAAUAGUACUAUACUAAAAACUCAAAUGAUCAUAUUUAAGUAUUUAACCUAGUGACUAGUUGUGUGUUAAAUUAAUAUUUAUUUUUAGUCAAAUUGGAUUCUACUGUGGAGGCGGAUAGUGCCAAUGUUCACAAUGAUACUUCAUGUGAAUUGAAUAAAGGUAAAAAUUUAUUUAUUUAUAACUAUUCUGUCAUUUUAUUAAAAUUUCAAACAUUGUGAAUUGAGACUUUUGUUGCCAUCAAUAUACAAAUAUUGUUUAAAUAUUCAGUAUUUUACAUAUUAUGGUCACCAAAAUGUUGAUUUUUUUUACAUAAUAAAAAGUACAAAAUAAAUAUAAUAUUUAAUUUUUAGUAAAAUUGGAUUCUACUAUGCAGGCGGAUAGUGCCAAUGUUCACAAUGAUACUUCACAUGAAUUGAAUAAAGUCAAAUUGGAUUCUACUAUGCAGGCGAAUAUUUCCAAUGAAAACAAUGAUACUUCAUGUGAAUUGACUAAAGAAAUAUCGGAUUAUGUUGACACAACAGCCAAAGUUGAUAAUGAAUUGUGGUCUGAAGAGUUAAAUGUUAUUAAAAAGGUUGAUCAACAAGAAAUAUUUCCUAAAGUGGCUGAAGGAUGUUCUCUUAAAACAAGUGAUAAUGAAAAUAAUAUAGAUAUUGAUGGAAAACACUUUAAAAAUGAUCCUGCACAUUUCAUUAAAAUGCCACAUUUGACACCAGAAAUUAAAAAUAUUAUUUUAACAUUUGGUCCUUGCCAACCAUUACCAGAUGAUCUGCCAAAUAAAAUAUUUCCAUAUGACACUGAUAAAAAAGAAAAAAGAAGUUUUAAUGCAACCCAUUAUUUUAGAUAUUUACCAGAUAAAACAAAAUGUCACCGUGAUUGGUUAUCUUACUCUCCAAGUUUAGAUAAAAUAUUCUGUAUACAUUGCAUGUUUUUUGGAACCAAUCUACACAGCAAUUUAGAAAAGUCUUGGACCAAAGAAGGUUUUAACCAAUGGAAGAAUUGUUCAUUAUGCAUUCAACGGCAUGAAUUAACGCCAGAUCACGUAACAUCGUCAUUGAAGUUUAAACUACGCCAAACAAGUGUACCCAUUUUACCAACUCUUGAAUACCACAGAAAAACUCAAAUAGCAGCAAAUAGACAGGUUAUAAAUGAACUUAUUGACAUUGUUGUAUUUUUAGCUCGUCAUAAUUUGGCAUUUCGUGGCAGUGUUGAGAAAUGGUCAUCAAAUUCCAAAGGAAAUUUUAAGGAUUUAGUUAUGCUUAUGGCCAAAAACUCAACUCCACUAAUGGAACACAUACAUAGAAUUCAACAAAAUGGAAAACAUGAGGUGUCUUUUAUUUCAUGGCAACGACAAAACCAAAUUAUUGAAGCUAUUUCAGAAGAUAUUACAAUACAAAUUCGAUCUUCAGUGAAAAGUGUGAAAAUGUUCAGUAUAUCAAUUGACUCCACAUUUGAUGCAUCACGUAAAGAACAAAUUUCAUUUAUAAUCAGGUAUGCUGAUGAAGUAACCGGUAACAUUCAUGAAAGACUUUUGGCUGUGAAGGAAUCACCUGUUACAACCGGAAAACAUUUAUAUGACAUAUUUCUAACUGUUAUGGUAGCUGAAAAUUUGAACUGGAAAGAAGAUUUAAUUGGGCAAUCAUACGAUGGAGCGAGUAACAUGCGAGGUUAUUAUUCAGGUCUUCAAGCUCAUAUCAAAAAUGAAUGCCCUCAAGCAUUAUAUGUAUGGUGUCAUUCACACCGUUUGGCCUUAGUUGUAAAACAAGCAGUAUCGUGUGAAUUGAACUCAGUAGAUUUAUUUGGGAACCUAGAAACUUUGUAUGCUUUCCUCUGGUGUUCUAAAAAAAGAGCAGCAAUUUUUAGAGAAACCCAGAUUAAAUUUUGUAAAUUGAGAAACAAAAAAACUCAGCCAAAUGCUGUUAAAAGAGUAAGCACGACAAGGUGGAGUUCUCACUCAUCAGCAUUAAAUGUAGUGUUAAAGCUUCACAGUGAAGUUUUAGAAACUUUGAGUAUAAUUAAAAAACAAGAAGGGACUUCAGAUGCUGUUGUUGGUGCAAGUUGCAGUGGUUUAAUCACAUAUCUUUCAUCAAAGCGUUUUAUAUUAACAGCAUUAAUAUUUAAAACAAUAUUUGAUGUACUUGAACCGGUUACUCGUCAACUUCAAUCUCAAGAUAUGGACAUGCUGAUGGCCACAAAUAUAUUAAAAAAUAUUAUUUUUCAAAUUAAAGAACUGAGAAAUGACUGUGCAUUUGAAAAAAUACUUGUAAUGGCUGAUGAAUUUUUUGAAAAGAGUGAAAUUGAUUUUUUGCCUCUUACAUUAGGUCGUACAAAACGUGUGCCAAAAAAAUCAGAUGAAAAUACUCAAGAUGAACCUAUACUGAGUCCAAUAAAAAAAAUUAAGGUUGAAACAUAUUAUGUCAUCAUAGAUAUUACAUUGUCAGAGCUAAGUGAACGAUUUGAGUCAACAAAUAUUGGACCGUUGAGAGACCUUUCUCUUCUUUCAUCUAGGCGUGUUCGUGAAAUUCAAAAAAAUCAACACAAUGUGCCAUGUGAUGCCUUUGAAGCCUUGUGUUCUAUAUACACACAACUGGACAGGAAUGCAUUAUUAACAGAAUAUGAAGAAUUUUGCAAAAAUUUUACAGAAAUAGAAAAUAGUGUUGUAAUUCCAAAAUAUCUUCAUAAAAAUGAACAUUUAAUUGUUGAGGAUGAAAUUGAUGAAGAUUCCCUAGAUUUUAACUCAUUUAGUUAUAAUGAUGAUAUUACAAAAGACUCAACAGAAACUGUAAAUGAUGUUCAUAAUAUAGCAAGUACAAGAGGACUAUUUAAAAUAUUUUGUUUAGCUAAACUAUCAAGUAUUUUUCCUAAUUUAUACUUAGUUUUAAAAUUAUCAGUUACGUUACCUGUUACAAGUUGUAGUGUUGAGCGUAGCUUUUCAAAAUUGAAACUUAUAAAAACAAAAUUGAGAACUAGUAUGUCCCAAGAUCGUCUUGAAGGUUUAAUGAAAAUAUCAUGCGAAUAUGAUCUAAGUAUAAAUUCUGAAAAUGUAAUUUUAUUGUUAACAGCUAAAAGUCCAUACCUUGCUAAAUGUCUCAACUAUUAAUUUGUAAAAUAAAAAAAUUAAAUUUUAUAAACUAAAACAUUUAAUAAUUUAAUUAGGAAUAA
This is a messenger RNA of Myzus persicae (green peach aphid), 3242 nucleotides long. Its product is annotated as zinc finger MYM-type protein 1-like. The record is from RefSeq and is a predicted model, not a curated record. The transcript has 5 exons. Lineage: Eukaryota; Metazoa; Arthropoda; Insecta; Hemiptera; Aphididae. Bases 451 to 3180 code for a protein of 909 amino acids. Gene Ontology annotation, molecular function: protein dimerization activity.